Thelazia callipaeda (thelaziosis nematode) is the source of this 972-nucleotide messenger RNA. NCBI's taxonomy places the organism in Eukaryota, Metazoa, Nematoda, Chromadorea, Rhabditida, Thelaziidae. The record is from the annotation of a GenBank genome assembly.
AUGUCAGCGUCUCUGGGAAGUGCAUUACUAACGAGUACUAAUACAGUCGAUCGCCCAAUGUUGAAAGAAAUUGACCUGUGGAUCGAGCAGUUAUAUGAAUGUAAACAACUCUCAGAAGUUCAAGUGAAGACAUUGUGUGAAAAAGCAAAAGAAAUUCUGCAAAAAGAAUCCAACGUACAAGAAGUAAAGUGUCCGGUAACUGUUUGUGGUGACGUGCAUGGCCAGUUCCAUGAUUUAAUGGAAUUGUUCAAAAUGGGUGGAAAGUCUCCAGACACUAACUAUUUAUUCAUGGGUGACUAUGUUGAUAGGGGAUAUUAUUCUGUUGAGACAGUUUCGUUGCUAGUUUGUCUAAAGGUUAGGUAUAAGGAACGCGUCACCAUUUUACGUGGAAAUCAUGAAUCUCGCCAAAUUACACAGGUCUAUGGAUUUUACGAUGAAUGUCUCCGUAAAUAUGGCAAUUCCAAUGUUUGGAAGCACUUUACAGAUUUAUUUGAUUAUUUUCCUUUAACGGCAUUGGUGGAUGGACAGAUUUUUUGUUUGCAUGGUGGUCUUUCACCAUCUAUCGAUAGUCUUGAUCAUAUUCGUGCUUUAGACAGAAUACAGGAAGUACCUCACGAAGGUCCGAUGUGCGAUUUGUUAUGGUCAGAUCCAGACGAUCGCGGUGGAUGGGGUAUUUCUCCUCGUGGAGCUGGUUAUACAUUCGGUCAAGACAUUUCAGAAACUUUCAAUCAUUCUAACGGCCUCACUCUCAUCUCAAGAGCUCAUCAAUUAGUAAUGGAAGGUUAUAAUUGGUGUCAUGAUCGUAAUGUCGUUACCGUUUUCUCAGCUCCAAAUUAUUGCUAUCGAUGUGGAAACCAGGCAGCUAUGGUUGAAUUAGAUGACGAACUCAAAUAUUCGUUUUUACAGUUUGAUCCUGCACCAAGGCGUGGAGAGCCGCAUGUUACUAGACGAACUCCAGAUUAUUUUCUUUGA